AUGUUCGCCCACCCUUCUCCCUCCAAAUCCUGCCUUUUACCAGUGAAGCGACCGCAACAGGAAAGCAUCCAGCCGACGCGCUGGGGCAGAUGGAUGCUGAGGGACAAGCAGCGCUGUGCCCCGCAAGGCUGGUCCCUUCAGCCCGCACAAAGCCAUCGCGGGGGCGAGGGGGCGUUAAUCCCGUGUCGGACAGAGAUUCCUGGGAGAAGGGCUUCGAUCGGCGUGAAUUUCACCUCAACUAACGGGAAGGAUCCCGAUCCCCUAGGUGCCAAGAAGUGGCUGGAAUGGAGGAAAGAGAUGGAACUGCUUUCUGAUGUAGCCUACUUCGUCCUUACCACUUUGUCAGGUUAUCAGACUCUGGGUGAAGAGUAUGUUAACAUUGUUCAAGUUGACUCAACCAAGAAGAGGGUACCUUCUUUUCUUCGACGGGCCAUCUUCGUUUCUCUUCAUACUGUACUACCCUAUUGCUUAGAAAAGGGAUUGCUGCAUCUGGAACGUGAGUUGCAGAUAGAAGCUGAUGAGUCCAGAACCUCGCAGAGCAGCCCAGCACUUGGCUUAUCCAGUAGGACCUUAAUACGAAACUGGAUACAGAAACAAGUUGGGGAGCUUACAGAACAGCAGAAGAAAACAGUCUUACAAAUUGUGUAUGUUCUUAAACAAUGCAUACCUGUGCUUCAUCGACUACAUCUGGCAGUAUUCUACAUAAGUGGCGCUUUUUAUCACCUGUCUAAAAGAAUCACAGGAAUCACGUAUCUGCAUUUUGGAGGACUGCAAGGAGAAGAUCAGAGUAUUCGAUCAAGUUACAAGUUUCUUGGAAUAAUUUCACUCUUCCAUCUUCUUCUAACAAUUGGUGUUCAGAUGUACAGCUUCAAACAGAAGCAGAGAGCAAGGCAGGAAUGGAAGCUACACCGCAACCUAGCUCAUCAGAAAAGUAUGACCAAGGAAAAAACUACUGGGCGCCACUCCCGCUGCACUUUGUGUCUAGAAGAACGGAGACAUACAACAGCCACACCUUGCGGCCACCUGUUCUGCUGGGAAUGCAUCACGGAGUGGUGUAACACCAGAACAGAAUGUCCACUGUGCAGAGAGAAGUUUCAUCCUCAGAAACUGAUCUACCUACGUCACUAUCAACUGUAAAGGAAAAAAAUCUAUUCUGUUUCACGACAAGGGCCUCAGCUCAUACACGCUUUAUAAAGUUGUCAUACAGCUUCAGUUAGUCCAAGAAAAAGACUCAAUUAUAAAACUGGUAACUGCCUGUGCAAGGUGGCACUUCAUUCCUGUUUUACAGAAUAAAUCUACUUCAGCCUC
Molecule: messenger RNA, 1308 nt
Organism: Nipponia nippon (crested ibis)
Lineage: Eukaryota; Metazoa; Chordata; Aves; Pelecaniformes; Threskiornithidae
Source: RefSeq, a predicted model, not a curated record